This is a messenger RNA of Pelobates cultripes (western spadefoot toad), 10702 nucleotides long. NCBI's taxonomy places the organism in Eukaryota, Metazoa, Chordata, Amphibia, Anura, Pelobatidae. The record is from the annotation of a GenBank genome assembly.
AACAGACUGACAUGGCCACCGCAGCCCUUCUUUGCUCUGAAUACCUGCGAUGCCCUGUCUGCCUGGACCUGUUUCGGGAGCCAGUCACUAUUCCCUGUGGCCAUACUUUUUGUAUGGGCUGCAUCACCCAGUGCUGGUCAUUGCAGGGAGCACCGACCUCUUGUCCCCAGUGCCGCUGCUCGUUUUGCCCGGAUCCUCAACCCCGUCUCUGUAAGAACAGUAUACUUUCCCAGAUGGUGGAAGACUUCUCGAACACCCACAAAUACAGUGACAAACUUACUAUGUAUCCAGCUGGGAACACGGAGUUACCUAUAAAGAAUGAACAUCAACAUGCAACACCAGAAGUUGAUCUCAGAGAGGGCAGCGUGGACAGUGGAAGUCCAGAAUGUACCAAUCCCUGUGUAAGUAACUGCUAAUGAACCAGAUUUAAUGUAGGUCCAGCAUUAACCUGUAUUUCUUGUGUCUGUUUUAUCUAAACUAGAAUAUAGUGACGGCUAUUCAAUAGAUCUGCACGAUUAUUUACUAAAGUGAGAAUUACUAGAAACUCAAAGUUAAUUUUAAAUUUAAGGUCAAAAUAGCCUAGUCAAAAGCUGAAACCGAAAUAACUAAAUUUUUCAAGUUCACUUUAAAUUCCUGGCAAUCCUCUCUUUAUAGAAUAAUCCUGUAGGUAUUUUAGAGAACGGGCAAGGAAAUUGCAAAUUUAAGGCUAAAAUAGCUAAACUAGAUAAAUGUCUUAGUAGGUUAAUUUCAUUCAGUUCAGGUAUUUUAGGCAAAAUUUGUAAAAGUUCCUUUGUCAGUUCUCCGCAAAUUCCAGAUUAGGUUAUAAUUCUGUGAAUAUACUUCUAACACUUACAUAGAAUCCUAACUAUAAAUAAAACUGUCAGGGUUAUUCACUGAAGUAGGAAUUCAAGGUCAAAAUAGCCGAAUCGGAAAAAUGAUCUAUUCUCUAAAAUUCACUGAUUGCUUUCAGUUCUGCUACUCUGACCUUAAGUUUGAACUGACUUUGAAUUCAAUUUGAAUUCUCACUUUUGUAAAUAACCCAGUAAGAAUUAAAAUACUACAGUGGAAUUGUGUAGAACAGCCUUAUAAGUUUGUUUGUUAACGCGUAUAUUGUAGAUUAUUUUGAAAUCCUGCAAUUUAUUAUGAUUUACUUAAAUAAAGGGACACUCCAUUCUGUCUACAAAAAGAAAUAAAAAUCACUGUUUAGUAGAUAUACCCCCAAUUAAAUCAGUCAUGCUCAUAAUUAUUAUUAUUUUUAUUUUUUUUGAUUGGGGUGUAUCUAAAAAAAAACCUUGUCAGAUCGACAGACAGUUUAAUUUAUAAAAGUGCAAUUUUCUACUGAAAACUGUAUUUUUUUGGAAAAUGCAAAAAAAAAAAAAGACACACUACUUACACAUAAACCACUUCAUCAAGCGCAUGUGCUUUAGGGGCCUAUUAGGGGUCUAAGCACUUGUGUGCGUGGCAUGGCAAAUCACCAAGCUGCACCAAUGAAAUCUUUGAGAAGCAUUUGAUUGAAUCUGUCUGACUCAGAUAUUCAGCGGAACCUCUAGUGGCUGUCAGGAAGUCAAAACAUUGCUGUUUUUACAGAACAGCAAUGCUUUACAAAGCAGGUUUAACACGACAGGGGCACUGAACACAGACCAUUUCACUGAGAUGAUGUGAUAUUCUGUGUGCCUUUCGUGUUCCUUUAAGUUUCAGCUAGUAAACUGAUCUGGAUUGAAGCCUAAUCAUCCUUUUUAGAUCAAAUAAUCAGUCUCAAAAAGUAGAUUGUCCACAUAAACGGAAUACAUAGGUGUGGCGAAACCAACCUCGCCAAUGUACACUGGAGAAGCCUGGUUGCUCGCCUGCUCCCUUUAGACUAUGGCCCUGCAGUUCAGACCUGUUAUUUUCCCUGCUGAAAGGUUUAUUCAUGCCUUUCUGCCAGGGUGUUCGGUAGAUUCAAACUACCGAACAAACUACCGAACGAUGGACCACCUGGGAACUGGAGUGUGCCGUCAAUUUACCGCCCAGAAGCUGUGGUUAACUUAAUUGAUGAACGCUGGGAGGCCUUUGUUCAGUUGCCGAACACGUGGCAGCGGCCAUUUUACCUCCUGAACAGCCAGCGGUGUUCAGCGCCUAAACUAUGGAACUGAAAACGGACACUUAAUUGUGAGAACACCGCUGAGCUGCCAGCCUCCUUCCCUUCCCAUUCAAGAGCGGAACCGAAUGACUGUUCAUUCGGUAGUUUAAGUGGAUGAACAGCAUCACCCAGAUAGCUAAGCCAUGGAGCCUGUUCAUGUAACAAAAAGACUAUGUGAAGGACUUUGGCUCCAUGGCGAUUGAACUGUAUGUAUGUGAUCUGAGCGCCAUUCGGUAAUAAUGUGCGCUCAGAUCUGAGCUAUCUGGGCAUAUGUAGAACGUAUAUGUUUAUGUACUGAAUGUAACUGUAGGUAAUUUUAUGUCUUUUACUGUUUGUUUUCUGCCAUGUGGUUAAUGGAGUUUUGCCUCUGUCUUUGAAGAUAAUUGGAUUACUUCCCAAUUAUCUCCAGGGCAGAGAGGAGGGAUUGUGAUGCAUUGUGGGAUGGUUGAAAUGUGUAAGUCUGUGAUUGGUCCUUUUACCCUUUGUGUCCCAGUCUCCCAUUUGGUCCCCUAGGGGAGUGUCCACCAGGUGGGAGACCUGCAUAAAAAACGGGCAGUAAGCCCCAGUAAAUCAGUUCCUGCUUAACCCUGAAAGUGAAGUGUCGUCUCAUUAUUGGGGGAGGAUUUAUUGUAUGCUGUUCCAGUUUGACUGCUAGGAGUGUAAACCUAUUCGCAUGGUUUUUCCUAUUCGGCUGUUUCCAGUAUUCGUGUGUUUGCAGUUCGGGAGAGUGGUGACUGCAGUAGCUGUCUGUGCAUCUGAAAGGGGAAGAUCGCCUAAAUGGUUUUUAACCACUUGUGGGCAAAAUGGUCCAUUACAAUAGGCAUUUUCUAUUUAUAUUUAGGGACCAUACCAUACUUUGUGGUGUGUAAGUUACACUUAGUUAUAAGAUGUACUGACUCCUUGGGUUGUCCAUGUUUUCCCUUAACUUUUACAGGAAUACGAUGCCCCCCCAAACGAGGUGGACCAUAUUAACAGGGGGUUGGUGGCCAGCUAGAAGGAUCAACAGGUCAUCCUGGUGUGAAUGCACUCCAGGUUGUCUGUAAAUCAUCCAGGCCGGCCUACAUGAAGCAUUGUUUCAGUUCUUUCUACAGAGUCCUAGUUCCCAGAGCAUAGGACAAGUGCAUCCAAUGAGGCGCUCAUUCUAUGCUUGUUUCCUGGUGUCCCCAAAUUAGGACUGUCCUGCUAAAAUCGGGACAGUUGGUAAGCCUGUGUUUUUAACCCCUUGUAUAUAACAAAUACUGAAAGAGGGAACAAUUCCUCCCAAGUGUUCCUAUUUAGCUGGAACAGUCCCUAUUUUGGGCCUUAUUCCUUUGUCCCUCUUUUCUGUUCUAACGUCUUUCCAUAUUAGUGUCAUAUUACAGUGCCUGAUUGUAUAACAGAGUUCCACAGCAAUAAUACUCACAGUAAUGGGUCUUGAAGCUACAACAAAUGUGUUUAAAUAAGGAACAUUGUUCUUGUUCUAAAUUGCAUUUUAGUUGUAUAAAUUGUUAUUAAGAAGUCACCUAAAAUACAUUUACAACCCUAAAAUUAAAGUGUCCUGCUUUUCCCAUUUAAAAUAUAAUUAUGGAAAUUGAUGGCAGUUGCUGAGGGGAUUCUAAAUUAGGUAAUUAACAUGGAUGACACAAUCCCUGUGAAUUAUAGUGUUAAAAACAACUGUCAGGUGACACUGUCUGGAGCUGCCUGCACCAUUGGGAGAAUAGUAGGGUGAUGGCAUUGAGGAAGAAAGAACAAAGGAUACUGGCAUAAAUAGACAGGAGAAUAGAGGUGAUCAAGACUGACAUUGGCAAAGAAUAUGAAAGGGGAGACUGAUAUAGAGGGGUGGAUAGUAAAGGGCACAUAGGGUGGAAAGGAUGUGGAACUGGCAUGAAGGAAAGUGUCCUAAAAGUGCGUGGAUUCUGAAAAGGCACAUACAGAUGUGAGGAUAAUUUCGUCUGGCACGAAAGAUGGGGUACUCACACGUGCCAACGGUCCCAAUAGUCUUGCAUGUUGGGGGACUGCCCCUGUCAACUUGUGUUCCAUAAUUUGAAAUUUGCACAGCAGCUCAAAGCUUCUGGACAGAGUUCAAGACACAGGAUGGGACAGGACACUAAUGCCUCGUUUCCACUGAGUGGAACGGUUCGGGUCGGUACAGUUUGGAAGGGUUAGAAUGGUCCGGCCUAUUCAGGUGAGCGUUUCCACUGCAAGUCGGACCGCCAGGGGCCAAUGCGGGGUUUAGACCAAAUGCCUAGCAUGUCAUAGCAUGUCAUUUGUCGUGAGCAUUGAUGUUUUCCUGUCCGCCAAUCAAUGGAUUGUAUAAUGUGACGCUAGUAGCUCUGCCCUAACCAUACCAUACCAUUUCCUAUGGACCUUCAUCUGAAGGGGGACCAGGAAUGGUUCGGUUCAGUUGUAUGGGCCACUUUCAUAAUGGAAACACUCAAAAUAGCAUAUAGUACCGAACAGACCUGAACCGGUCUGCUCAGUGGAAACGAGGCAUUAGACAAUGCACAGAGCUCUUCAGCUGUACUCCGUGCAUGGUCUACCUUGGAGCGGUCUGUCAGUUAGCCUAUGUACCCACUAUAGCGGUAGCCCUUCCAACUCUGGGCUUAUUCGUCGCUUUCACAUACGGCCCAUUCCUCUGUGCACUCUGCUCUUUUGCCUGUCCACCUCAGUCCCAGAAAGUGGGCAGGCAAAAUUGGCAGGUAAUGCCUGGCUGAGACUUGGGUGUGUUUAAAAAGCUGGUUUGGUUUAAAAUUGUACAGUUGUUUACUGCAUUUGUGAUGAACAGACUGUGUUGUGAUGUACCUCUGAAAUUUAAUUUGGUAGUGUUCUCAUGUCCCUUAAAUAAAGACUUUAAAAAUAAAAAGGAAAAGCUGGUUUGGUGAUCUAAACAGAAUGUUCACUGGUAGAGUAGUGCCACAACUUUAUUAAUAGAACAGCUAGAAUGUGAAAAAAAAAAAAUCACAAAACUCCCACAAAAAACUCAUUUCUAGUGAUAUAUUUUCAAUUUAUUUAAACAUGCUAUAUACAUUUCCAAAUAUAUAAAGCUCUCAAUAUAAUAAUGCAAAAAUAAUCAAUAAAUUAGAUAUCCUGCAUUAAAUGAACAGUUGUGCAUUAUAUGACCGUUAACUGCAUUGUUCAUUGUUAGUUAUUCUUAUGUGACCUUUGACUGGCUUCUUUGUUUCGUACCCCUCAGGGCUCAUUGCCUAGACAGCGCAGGGCUGUGAGCCAGGCAUUUUGUGACAUGGUGCGAAUUCUGCAGUCCUCCGGGUUCAGACUACUCCAAUUAAUGGACCAAUCAGAGAGCGGAGUUUUGGAACAAGUAGGAAGAGAGGCAGUGGAAGAUGGACUCACUAUGGAAACAAGGCACAAUGCCCAGUUAGUACCAGAUGGGCAACAGGAACCACUAAUGUCAUUGGUGGGUAUCUCUUUCCUUAACAGUCGUAUUAAAAAACAUCACUCAGGACUAGAUCUACAUACCAAUCGUCCCUAUGUACAAUACUAGUGGCACAAUGCACAAAUGGCUCUGCUAAAAGUCUCUCUAAAACACUAACCACUAAACACAGACUGGGUUAUUUACUAAAGGGAGAAUUCAAAGUGAAGUUCAGUUUUAAGGCCGAAUAGCCGAAUUGAAAGUAUAGCUGACUUAGAGGUAUUUCCAGUUUGGUUAUUUUGACUUUCAAUUUAAAAUUUACUUUAACUUCACUUUAAAUGUUUACUUAGUAACUAACCCUGAAAUAAACAAUUGAUUCAAGACACUGUAGCGGGAUGGAACUGGUGUAGCAUGGUCCUAUCUAGAUUGCUUAACCCAUGUGUAACACUUGCAAUCAAGUCUAUGGCUUAGUGUACAUUACGGGAUAUCCAGACCGGAGUUGAGUGCCAGAGUAACAUGCCCAACAUGGACACUAAGAAACCACACAUACUGCAAUGGAUGCAAUGGUUUUUCCACUUAAGGAAGUCUACAUUUUCCAUCUGUUUUAAAAGUCUAAAUCUAGUCUGAGUCUGUUUAUCUUUGAGCCUUCUGUUUAUUCUACAUUGGAAACUAGUUAUCCACUCCAGCAGAUUACUUCUGGACGAUCUUCAACUAGGAAAAAAAAACAAAAACAAAAAAACUUAAGGAAUUAUUUCUGGAAACAUUGUUUAUGAGUGCUUUACUGUAUUUGUUUUUUUUUAGGAGUUGGAAAUGUCAAGUGAGGAAGAACAGGUUUGGGAUAGACUUCCUAUGGCUGUCUCCAAAUUUAAAGAGAGUCUGGUCAAGUUAUGUGCCGACCACAUGGGACAAAUGGCGCAGCAAGGUAAUUCAGGGACCUUCAGCCUACGUUAUGGUUGUGAAAAUGAAAGAUUUGGUUAACUAGGUUUGGGAAGACUGUAAUGUUAGCUAAGUUUUAUGUAUCAUGGACAAUACUAGAGAUAUGAUGGUAAAGGAUAUUUGAUUGAUGUCGACUCUGGGUAUUACUUGGAAAGGCAAACUUUACAAUGAAUUGUAUUAUUCAUGUGUUAUUAUUUUACUAUUACAAUGAACAUUUGGAGAGGUUUUCCAAGUGUAUAUAAUGGAGAUUAAAUCCUAAAAAGAAUAGUCUUCGAUCUUAGGUUUUACUUUACUAUACUCCUUAGUGUGGACCACACGUGCCAGCUGUCUACCACCAUCUACGGAACUGUGGAGGAGCCCCUUAAUGCCACUUAUCCCAAGGGUACGGGCUGACUUUCUUCAAUGUAAGAGAUCAUAUAUUUACAUCCUCUCUUUUUCUGUCUUUACCUUUCUAUGAAUUUUCCCACCUGCUCCAGUAUCACUCCUAUAUUUACACUAACCUGAUUGUGUGGUCAUUACACGUCUAGAUCUACAGGACAUCAGUCUGGACCCAGAAACUGCUCAUCACAAUCUAUCUCUGAUGCAAGGGAACCGCAGAGUUUUGUGCAAAUUGCAGCCUCAGGCCUAUCCCGAACACCCUGGACGCUUUGACCACUACACCCAGGUUCUGGGACGGGAGCCAUUAGGCCAAGGCCGACAUUAUUGGGAAGUCCAUCUCUCUGGAAGCCGUGUGAGCUUGGGAGUUUCAUAUCACGGGAUUUCACGUAAAGGGCACCAAAGUCAUUGCCUGGCUGGGAGAAAUUCACAUUCCUGGUGCUUAGAGUGGAGUAGCUCCCGCUGCUGUGCUUGGCAUGAUGGACAGAGAGUCUUGGUUGCAGUAGGCCAGCAAGAGAGACUUGGUGUGUUCCUAGACUGGGAUGCAGGAAGUUUGUCCUUCCAUGAGAUAUCAGACGAAAUGCCACUGCUCCACCGCUUCCGUGCAUCUUUCAUUCAGCCAGUCUAUCCCAUAUUCUUCAUUAGUUGGAACUCAGCUGUGUCCAUUGGAGUUGAACAUACAACGCAACAAUUUAUAAUGAACAAGCGCUUUCAUAGACAGCUCUCUGCAAAUUUUUAACCUGGUAAUUGGAAGUUUACAAGGGGCUACAUAUAUAAAAAAAAUAUAGUAGAUUUCCUCCUGUGAAUGUUAAAUGUCAGAUUCUACCUUAUCCUAGGACAGCUUUUAUAAUAUGUUUUACAUGGCAUUUAAAUUGUAUUAGUUUAGUUAGCUGCUCCAUCUACGUUUGGAAGAACUUUUUGUCAAUCUCAAAUUCCCUUAUUUUUUUUAAGUGAUAUUGAAGGUUACAUCUCCUUCAUGUUAGGCUUUCAGGUAUUGUAUGUAUCUUUCUAAUCCAUAAAUUGUCUUUAUUCCAGCCUGAGUGAACUCCAGUGAACUUCUUCUGAGGGACACAGAAUACGAUUUCCAUUUAAGGAUGGACUCAUCUUAGGAUGCAUUAAGGAGCUACUACUGCUACAUUCUAAUUAAAUUUAAACACACAUUAUCAACAUUACUGUACUAUGGGAUGUUGUCAAUUUAACUUAUUGAAUCCUGAGGUUCUAUCAAAAAGCAAGUGACACUACUUGACAGCAACAGCUUGGGUUCACUAAAGCUUGGUGGCUAUGCAAACAUCUCUACAAUUAUCUAUAUUUUAAAGUGUUGUUUUUAAGUGUUAGGUUAUCAUGAAGUGUCAGAAUUCCAUAUAAAUUAUUUUAAAAUAAGCGUUCUAACAUUGUUUGUGGGUAGAGGUCUCCUCAGCCAUGCAAACUGUUUUUCUCCUAUUUCAUUACCGUUACUUGUUCAAUGUCUUUUGCAAUGGAAAAAACACUGUGUUUGCAGUCUUUCCUCAAUAUUGAUUCAUGUUGACUCCUGCUUUAGUUUGGGAAAUAUCUCAGUAUGUCCGUAACGCAGCACAAUGGUCACCGCUCACACUUCACAUAUUGCCGAGCCCUUUGUCUGCGUAGCUUCACAAACAUGGCAGCCUCUUUAUCUGAGCGACGAGAGUCUAGUAAGUCAAUGAGUCGAUCUCCUGCAAGAAAUGUAAUGAAAGGAUAGGAUAAUAUAACACAAAUAUAUACAAGGACAAUGCAAACAACUAUCUUUUGAUUUGUUGGUAAAGAGACUGUUAAAAGGACCCAAGAUGCACCAUUUAGAAAUAUUAAAAACAGAUUUCACCUACAGCAAACAAAAGUAUUAGUUUCAAUAAGAACAAUAAAUAAAUGAAAAUCAUUACUUAGAUAUAUGUUUCUCCAGGCAAUAUACGCCUUUUAAAAAUUGGGCACAAUAUAUUUUUCACAUACUAGAAUUUAUAAUUAAUAAAAUGAAACUAAUGGCAACGUUUUAAUCCAGUGACAGAUUUAAUUAAUGUUUUGUUUUUUUCCAGUCAGGAAAAAUUUGAACCAUUUUGUAAAAACUUUUGAAACUUUUUGGAUGAACCUUCUGAAGAAUCUCUCAAACUUAGAUCCAUGACAAUUGCCAUUAUUCUGUUUUGUAGAGUUGUAUCUAUUUUUAAACAUCAAAAAAAUACAUAAACUUAAUAUUAACCUGUGUUUUGGGUUGUUGCCAACACUGGAACAUCACAAACAUGUACUUUGUUCUUUGAAAAUUUGCACAAACCUGUUCUGUGUGGUGUUGUCACAAGCAAGACAAAAUGACAUGAAUAAUUGACAUUUCAGAUUACUAUCACAGAGAUUAUGUCUGUCUAGUGCCAAAAUAAAUAUCCUUUUUAUAACAACACCAGCAAUCUUACAUAGGCUUAUUAAAGGAGCAUGAUAUAGUCAGGAUUACAACUCACAAUCCGCACCGGUCUCACCGUGGCUGGCUCCGCCUUUGUAGCUGAGAUAAUCAAUCCUGAUGAUCUCAGCCAAUCUAAUACUUUUCCAUAGGAGAGCAUUGGGAGACUAUUGCCCAUGCGCAGCAAAAUGCUUCACUGCAUCAAUCGGCAUCUCCUCUAUGGGGAAUGUUUGGCGCUUCCGUGAAGAAUGUGGAGAUGAUGAAAGUCAAACACAUGAAGCACCUCUAGUGGCCAUCUAAAUGAUGGCCACUAGAGAUGCAACUAGCCAGCAAUGCAAACACUACUUUUCUUUCAGGCUGUAGGGAGAGCUAUAGACUCCAGAAUCACUCUAUUAAGCUUUAGUGGUUCAGGUAAUUAUAGUGUCCCUAAGGGACAGGGAGCAAGGGAGCAAGGCAACAAAUAGAGUAAGCCUGACAUCUACAGGGCACUAUCGAAACUCCAACAUGGGAUGUAUAUGCAAUGAAUUUUAUUUAUCAAGCAGGGUUAAUUACUACAGUGAGUAUUCAAAGAAAAUGUCAAAUUUAAAGAGACACUAUAGGUACCAGAACACUUCAUCUCAUUGAAGUGGUCUGGAUGAAGUGUAGCUGUCCCCUUAACCCUGGACAGUUUCAGAGAAACUGCAAUGUUUAUAUUGCAGGGUUAAAGGACCACUAUAGGCACCCAGACCACUUAAGCUCAAUGAAGUGGUCUGGGUGCCAGGUCCAUCUAGGGUUAACCCUGCAGCUGUAAACAUAGCAGUUUCAGAGAAACUGCUAUGUUUACACUAGGGUUAAUCCAGUCUCUAGUGGCUGUCUCACUAACUACCGCUAGAGGCGCUUCCGUGUUGCUUUCCUAUGGACUGACUGAAUGCGCUCGUGGCUCAUGCCACGCAUGCUCUUUCAGUGGUUGACGUCGGAAGAGGGAGGAGAGUCCCCAGCACCGAGGGAGCCUGGUGCUUGAGAAAGGUAAGCGUUUAACCCCUUCCUCCCCCCUAGAGCCCAUCGAGAGUGGGACCCUGAGGGUGGGGGGGACCUAAAGACCCUAUAGAGCCAGAAAAACGAGUUUGUUUUCCUGUCACUAUAGUGGUCCUUUAAGACAACCCAUAGUGGCUGUAAGGCCCUUCCUGGUUCAAACACUUUAACUCCGUGACACAUAAUUCCUCAUAGGAAAGCAUUGACGGGGUUAGGUUCCCACAUCGGUGCAGCACCAAGGGACCUUGGCGCUGGAAACAGGUAAGUGCCCGCGGGGAGGGGGGCUUAACAAAUUAUAGACAGAGCAGACUAUAGCAUAAGGAACACCGUUUUGUAUUCCUAAGGCUAUAGUGUUCCUUAAAGUGUAAAAAUGUUCCUAGUCACCUAAGCUUCCAGUUCAGCUGCUGUGACCUUAAAAUUGAAAUUCACUUUAAAUACCGAACAAUUCUCACUUUAGUGAAUAACCCAAACAAAUGUUCUUUUCAAACUUACUAGGUUUUUGAAAAAGAAGUCCUAAAAG